Molecule: messenger RNA, 3227 nt
Organism: Morone saxatilis (striped sea-bass)
Lineage: Eukaryota; Metazoa; Chordata; Actinopteri; Moronidae
Product: KIAA1143 ortholog
Exons: 3
Coding region: 89-577 (162 amino acids)
Source: RefSeq, a predicted model, not a curated record
AUCUUAAUGACGUAUUGGAUGUUUUGGUGCCCGAACGUCUACUGAGGCCGGAAUCCAUUGUGUGCGCGCGCUGUGUUACUGGUUCACCAUGAACAAGAACAAGGCCAGUGGAGUGUCAUGGGUGAAGCCAGAGGAGCCGUCCUUCCUCAAGAAGUUUAAGAGUGAUGUUGGCUAUAAAGAAGGACCGACUGUUGACACUAAGCGCCAGGUGAUGCCGACGCUGGAUGAUGACAGCGGGAGCGACCGGGAGGACGAGUUACCUCAGGUUGUAGUCCUAAAAGGUGGAGACCUUUCCGCAGACGACGUGAAGAAGAUGAAGGAGGAGAAGCGUACUGGAGACGAUGAACCUCCUCCCGAUGGCAAAAUCCUCUUCAAGAAGCCGGCCAAGCGCUCCUCUUCAGACAAAUUCCAGGGCAUCACGGCGAGCUCCAGCAAAAAGAAGAAGAGUGAUGGAGGGGAGAAGGAGAAGGAGAAAGAAAAGGAGGAGGAAGAGAAGAAGGAGGUGAAGUCUGGGAAGAAAGUGAAAAAUAACAGCCUUCUGUCAUUUGGAGGGGACGAGGAGGACGAGGAGGACUAACUGUGGGCGGUGCAGUGUAAGACUGUCAUUAACCUCUGUGGCAGAAGGGAACGUUAACGGUAAAAUCUUUCAUAGUACCGACGAAUAGGAACAGGGGUCAGAUUAACAGGCAGUGUAUUAUAAACAGUCGCUGUCUGGAGUUCAUCCACACUGUGCAGCCUGUCCAUCCUGUAGCUUUCUUUAAAGGACGGUGCCAGUAUUUUUCCAUGUCUUAGCCCACUGACUACAAAUAGCCUGUGCUUGAUUCUACCGACUGUUCCAUUCCUUUUAGUACACUGUAAAACUCAACUUGCAGAGAUUCAAAUAGCUCGAAUAAGAAAUCCAUCACAAUGAGCAUCUUGAUUCCCUUGUUUUAUUUCCACUUUCCCCACUCAGAUUUAUCCUGUCUUCCACUCACAAGCUCGCUUCUCUAACCUUUAGGCCACCGCUGCCCGCAAACUGACCACGCCUGACCACGUUUCACAUCUGAUAAACAGCUCUGCAGCGGCUGACGCCAACAGGCCAUCACUUAGAUUGUUUAUGUAGAGAAAGACACACCACUCUGCUGGUCUUUUAUGAAGAAGACAGUGCACUGCUUUUAUUUCUUCAAACAUCAAAAUAAUACUACAGAGUGCUGUUUCUUCCUCCACAGAACCAUCUUUAGCCAAGCGAUAAUAGUACAGAGACUUUGUUUCACCAGCUUUGUGUUCAUUAGCUGCGGCUGAGUAAAUAUGCCUCAGACUCACUUGAUAGUUGUGUUUUUUUCUGUUUUUAAAUUGCACCUCUUGUGCUUGUACUCCUCAAUAAGAAAUGGAAUACAGUAUUCUUAAGUGUGUUUUCAUUAGUGUAUGAUCCCCUGAAAAUAAGAGCUGUGUAUAUCUACAGACGCAGAGGGUUGCCUUCCAUGGAAGCAGCCAUGUUGAACCACACUGUUUAUACAGUAGCUUAAAAACUGGCUCCAGAUGUGGCCAUUUGGGUCUUUCGCUGUCACCGUAGUUGGUGCUUGGAAGUGGAGGGUGAAGGGAGAGAGUCGCAAUCUGCAACUACAGCGACACCAUUUGCGGUUUCAUUCAGCCUUAGGAACAGCGUAUAGUCUGAAAAUGGAACCUUAAAGACAAACCCACGAGGAGCUUGUUUAAAAGAUAAUGUACAUUUGGCCCGUGUCCAGAGUCACACUCAAAUGUUGAGAUGCAAUGUUUGGGGCUUUUUUUUUUUUUUUGUGCAUUGAUACUGUCGUGCAAAUGAUUUGGGUUCCAGCACAACAUUGCAUGCAGUGCAAAACACUUCCGUGCUGAACAUCAGGGAGUUGCUUUGCAGUCUUUAGCAGUAAUUUGUGUUGGUAAAUGUUCGAGUUUUACAUGUCUGCAGCAUCACAACCAAAACAAGGAAGUGAGUUUGGUCAACUGCUGGCUGGUGAAACUCACAGCGAACUGCGCUGAUUGGACAAACUGGGAUUCACAGGGAUUGGUUAAAUUUGCGUUCGCUGUUGUGAUCCCAGCUUCCUGAAGGGGCCGGCUCUUGAAUGCACCAACAUCAGGAGUGCCCCAGCUCACAGCGCAGAACAGAUAAUGUAAUGUUCACUAUGAUAAUGACCUACCUCAAACAAACGGAGUCUCUGCAAAUUGUCAGUUUGUAUUAAAUCCCACAGACAUUUUUUACCUAUACGCUAACCCUCGACUUAAUUCAGUACUGAAAUGAAUGGACAGCUGUAUAGAAAGCUUUGGUGAACCUUUAAAAAGCUCACAGAAAUGGAAACCUCAGCAGAUUUGUAGUUAAUGGGCUAAAACGUGGAAAAGCACCAGCGGGGUUCUAUGUGUAGUCCUUUUUCAUUAAACAUAAGAUGAGCAGUAGUUAGGGAGAUUCGUCCAGAGAUUUCUGCAGUCAAACACGGGAGCAAGGCCGGCGCUGUGUCAAGGUGCUCCUCAAAACAUCUGGUUGGCACUCAGUUCACUCAAACUAUGCAACUUAAUCUGACCAAUGGAAACCAGGCAACACCAGGUACAAACUAGGUUGAUUGAUUAUUGGUAAGAAAUUAUUACUUUGGUUUCUCACCUAAUUUUACACUCGUCAAUCUGCCGGGUGAUCGACGUGAAUUAGCUCAGCUACCUUUGGAAAAAAAAAAUUGACUUUUUUUAAACGUUUGAUAAAAAGUUUAAUAUUGAAAUCUCGUCUGGUGGAAUCCAAACAGUGACAAACUUUGAAUCAUUUUUCCUGUGUUCUUGGUGCCUUCCACUUACCUUACCACGGUAAAGCAAUCUUGUCCGUCAGAAAAGACCCUGCAAUGACCAGUUAGUCCCAGUAACUCCUGCUGUCUUGACAUUGCUCCUCUCUCCUCCUCCUGAUCUAUGGAUUCAACUACCUGCCUCAUACGUUACGAUCCUUUCAUUGCUCCCGCUCAUCUGUAUCUCUGUGGUGUCGUCAGAACUGUAAGUGUGUUUGCAAGUUAGCGUGGAACUGCUCACUGUAGAAUUUUUAAUACAUUCAGUCACGUAUUGGAUGUAUGAAUAUAUUCUAGCUUCGGCAAAGGAGCUGCAAGUUUAUGUAGAAACGAUGCAUUCUUGUCAAUGCAGUUGUAUGAUUUUUAAAAAAAUGUGUAUUUGUUUUUAUUGUGUGCAUUUUUAGACUGUUUGUGGCUGUAACAUUUGAAAUAUAAAACAUUAUUACAUCCUGU